GACUAAUGUGUAGUUCUUGUGACUCGCUGAGAGCAGACUGAUCACCUGCGGGAGCGAGAACGCCAAGGCGUGUUCAGCGGCAGGCAAGACCAGCGUUUGGACCAGCUAGCAAUCGGGGUCAUGCCCAGUGAGAACCGCCGGGGUAUCUCACAACUCGGGGACUGCGACGGCAGUCCAUUGUCCCAGCAACCCGCAACUCGCGUAUUCCUCCAGCAGUGAAGCAGCGUCCUCGCCUGGCCAGCUAGGUUAUGUCUAUGCCUAGCCUGGUUUAACACAGGUGGCCAGAGUGCAUGCGCAACCCAGUAACAGCGGCUGCUUCCCUCAUCUCGCAGCUACCCAUUGCUGCGGGCGGGCAGUGGCUGGUCAUCGGCGGCUGGGGGUGGAGCGACCACUGGGGGGAGACCGAUGUGCUUGGGCUGCUUGGCGCCCUGCAGCGCCACUGCAUCCAACGGCGCUGGCCGGCGCCCGCCUACGUGCUGCUGGCGCCCCCCACCACUGUCGAGCAUCAGCAGGGCUUGGGUUUCCCAUUCGGCAUUCCGGUGCCGUUUGACCUGGUACAGACCGGCGUCGGCGUGCAUCACGCAUGCAGCCUCUACACCAACCUGGCCACCGCAGAGCACCUCACCGCCGUGUUCCGCGAGAUGCGGCCCCUGCCCCAGCGACGCCUACCCCAGCUCGUGGCGCCCGGCGUGCGGCUGCCUGUUGCCGCUCAAGUCGAGCCGCUGCCGCACGUCCCGGUCCAUGCACCGGGUCAGCGGCUUGCAGCCCUCCCCGCCGGCGCCACCUGCAUCCCCGCGGACGCCAAUGCGCCGGCCCAACCGCUAUCGCCGCGUGACUGGGAAGAGCUCCUGGGGCACGUGCCGGGAGCAUCCUCCGGCCUGCCGCCCAGCGCAGCGCUCGCCGCGCUGCGCUCAGCCCCGCCGCCGCUGGCCCUCAGCGCCGUCCUAGCAGCCGCCGUCGUCUUGCAGCGCCACUACCUCACGCCUCACGACACACACACGCCGCCGCCCCAAGUGCUGGCACCUGCAGACGCAGGACCGGUACUGCCGCUGGGGGGGAGUGACGACGCAGAGGACACGGAGCUGGCGCGAAUACUGACGCAGGACGUGGUGUGGGGUCCGGAGACGUGGGGCCCGGAGCAGCAGCUGGCGCUCGACACAGUUAAGGCGGAGUUUGCGCGCGAGGGCCUGAUCCUGCGCGCUUACGACCCCUCUCGGCCGCUCAUCCUGCACACGGACUGGUGUGAGGACGGCGUCAGUGGCGUGCUAGGGCAGCUGGAUGACGACGCGCGGGAGUACAUGGUCGCCUGUGUUAGCCGCACCUGCAACGUGCAUGAGCGGCGCUACGGCAGCUACAAGGGCGAGCUGCUGGCGGCGGUUUGGGCCAUUCAGACCUUGCGCCCCUACCUGCACGCCACGCCGUUCACGCUGGUGACAGACCAUGCGCCCCUGGAGUGGCUGAUGUCACAGCCGGAGCUAACCGGACAGGCUGCGCGCUGGGCGAUGAUACUGCAGCAGUACAGCUUCUCGGUCGGGACUGCUCAACCAGAACUCGUGGCAGUCACCACUCUGGCGCGGGCAGGCAUGCGCACGGUGCUGCCGCCCUUCGCUGCCGCACUGUGCAGCGCCACCACAACGCCUGCCGUGCUGCUGCUGCACCCGGCGCAGCCCUGGGCGCCUGCGUCACGCCUGCAGUUCGCGUGUUUGCAGGCCACGCUCACGCCGGCAGGCGACACCACGGUACCCAGCCCCGGUGAGCUCCUGCACGACGAGGACGACGAACACGCAUUGCGCACGGCAGCGCUCAUAGUCGUCCAGCAGUCGCGCGCCCUCCGCGCACUCAGUCCUGCGCCGCGCCUGCGGCUGCGUACAUCAGCGCUGCACGGCAGCGUGGUGGGAGUCAGCACCUUCCUGCGGCAACAUGCGCUCAUCUUUGCCGCGGAAACAGAUGCAAUCUCGGUGCUGGAGGUCCCGGGAGGGUUGGCACCUGGCCUGCAGGCGUGCCUGCGGCUAGGCUGGCGCAUCCGGCGCUACUGCAACCUCGACAGCAGUGGAACGGUGCGGGAGGCACUCAGCGGGCUGCUACCGCACCUUGCACGGCUACACCCGGACCUGCUGCCGCCGCCGACGCCGGCAGCGCCCGCACGGGAGGACCAGCCACGCGGCAGUGCAACGCCCGCCAUUAAUGGCGGGACAGAAGCAAGCCCUGGUCAGCAAGUCCUGCACACUCGUGGGCAGUGGGCAAAGUAGGGGGAGGAGCACGUAGCUGGGGAAGCCCCUGCGUGAAGCAGAAGGACUGAAGAGUGAAGAAGCGCCGUCCGGCAGACUGUGUAGGCACAGGUCGGCAUGGGCAGAGCA
Chlamydomonas reinhardtii is the source of this 2357-nucleotide messenger RNA. RefSeq lists its product as uncharacterized. Bases 291 to 2249 code for a protein of 652 amino acids. The record is from RefSeq and is a predicted model, not a curated record. The transcript has 4 exons. NCBI's taxonomy places the organism in Eukaryota, Viridiplantae, Chlorophyta, Chlorophyceae, Chlamydomonadales, Chlamydomonadaceae.